GGCUGAACAGUAGAUAAUGAUACACAAAACGAGAUAUGGCUGCUGCAAUAUCAGGCGGUCAGGAGGCUGUCAGACAGAAAGGUAGUACGAAAUGUCCGAACCACCUACUGAAAGAUGUUGUUUAUGUUUGUAAGGAUUGUCAAAUUCUUAUGUGUACAACUUGCAGUAUAAAAUCUGUUCACAGGACUCACAACCUGGAGGAACUUAGCGUUUUUGCUCAGGAGAAAAAAACGGCCAUGUUGGAUUUCGUCAACCUUUCAGAAAAGAACACAAUUCCUCAUCUUAAAGAUGAUCUCAUAGCAAAAGAACACCUAAUGUCAGAAACUUCUUCAGAAUUCAAGAAAGUUUCUUCCAAUAUGAAGCUCCAAGGCGAAAAAUGUAAACAAGAAAUAGAUGAACUGAUAGCAGGUUUCACUUCUACUUGUGAUGAAAUGGAGAGAAGUAAUUUGGAGUUAUUACGACAUCAGAAGAAAGACAAACAACACAGAUAUGACGUUGUAUUAGCAGCAGUAGAAGAAUGUAAAAAGGCUCUACAAACAAGCACAGAUGUUGAGAUAUUUUACACUGACUUUGAUACACUUGGGAGUUACACAGAUACCAACCCACCUGUAUUACAAACCUGCCAAUACACACCUUGUACAACAAUCACUGAUCAUCUCAAACAGGCAAUCGGUAAAUUUACCACUGGUUCUGACGUCCAUUCACAAACACAAGCGGCUGCUACAUCCACCAUCGGUACAUUAGACCAAUGCCAAGAGAGCUCUGCAGGUCACACUGACAUCGAGAAAGCAGGCACUCGCGCUGAAAAUUCACCAGACCAUCCUCCUUCGUAUGAACUGCUCGAUAACUCAAUUAUUAUAUCACAGUUUCCAGUGUCAGCAGUAGCUCUGUCAAUGUGUACAACUCCAGAAGGUAACCUCUGGAUUCUUGAUGCUAGCGGGAAAACAGUGCUUCAGAUGAAUGAUAAAGGUGAAACAAAACAGAAGAUUGAACUACACAGUGAUAUUAUUGAUAUAUGUGUGUCCCCUGAAACGGGUCGUCUCUGGUUCGGUUGUAAGGAUAGAACUAUUUAUGAAUUACAAGAACCAGCAACACCUGUACCAAAGUUCGAUACAAAGGACAAGCCUUCUUGUCUAUCCAUAACCAGUGAUGGUGUAAUUGUGGGUACAACAAACAGUUUAACUAUACACACAGCCUCAGGAUCUGUUCUACACACAAUCACCAAUGAGGAACAACCAGAUUUUGUACCACCAUUGAGAAUUUCCAACUGUUUAGUGACGAGAAACAUAGCUGUAAUACACAUAAGCUGUACCAGUUUCCCAUAUAACUCAACAAUGCACAUCGCCGUGUAUGACAGUACACUCAAUCACCUAGUUACCUACAGAGGGGAUGGUAUCCGCGGACAGGAGCUUGCUACACCAGAAACAUUCGGUCCAUUCUCAGUUGACUACGAUUCCUUUGGGAACCUGAUUAUAGCGGAUGUGAAGAGGAAGACAAUAGAAUUAUUAAGUGGGACUGGCCAGUACCUGAGAACAUUGCACUCAGGUGCAGAAGAUAAAGGUGCGAUAUGCAUAGGGUCUGAGAAUACACUGUGGUCACAGAUGCGAGAUGAUGAGGGACAUUGUACAAUUAAAAUCCUCAAAUAUUGUAAGUGCGAUAGCAACACGUUCUUCAGUUGUAAAUAGUUCAUUAUAUAACGUGUCUCUAUUAUAACAUUCACAUCUAUCACUGUUCGCUCUCGUUUUUGUCAGCCCGUCAGAACAGAAGACACAGUAAACAAUCCGUCAAGGGAAAGACCUAAAUGACCAAUGUAAGUUAACUAUCUCAUAACGUAUCCUCUAAUAAUAUAAUGUUACAAGUUAAGUUAAAAUGACAUGUCACCUUGUGAUAAUCGGUUGCUGCAAAAAUGAAAAUUCUCGUGGUGUGGAAAUCGUCACACAUUUCUAGCGUUGAGUAAAUUAGCACAACAAAUAUACAUCAUCAACAAGGUGGCGCACACAGAGCCUUCCUUUUUGCUGUGACAUAUUCCAGGCGUGGAUUGACCAUUAAUUUACAUUAAUUUAUCGUUGUCGGAACACUGUAAUUGUUGGCAAUAACAGCCUACUCGAUUGCUAUCGUGCAAUACUUGAUUACACUGCAGUAGAUUCCUGCCUACUCUGUAAUGGUUUAUGUUUGUUUAAGUAGUCAAUGUGGUAAUUUUGUAGAAUACAACCCACACCUUACAUGUGCAAUAUUGUUUUCCGUGUGAUUAUUGUGUAGUUGUAAAAAUUGUGAAAGUGAGAGAGAUUGUUUUUAUAUAUAUGAAGCAAUGUUUUGUAUAUUAUGUUGUAUACAGUGUAAAUUGUUUAUUUUGUUCUGAUCAGAAGCUGCAAUUCGCUCAUCCAUUACUUUAUAAUUUGUUCAUACAAGUUUCUUAAAGUAUGAGUUGCUUUUUAGAAUUAUUUUACUAAGCUAGUAAAAUAUUGUGGUUAUGGUUUUUAAAAAAACCCAUAAAAAAUCUGAAAUGUUCGUAUGCAAUGCAUACCAGUGUGUGUCUGCAUAUUGCGCAUUUUCAUGUUAACUUCAAGUUAACCUCUUGUCUAAAUCUUUGACGGUUGACGAUAGUAUUUCUGAAUUUGCAGUAAGAUUUUCAUCACUCAUUUACUCUUGAAAAAAUCAUUAUUGAAUACGUGCAAUAAAAUGCGCAAUGCUUUACAUACUCAAACGUUCAGUUGUUUUCAAACAUUCAGUAUAUGUUAUAGAUAACAAGAG
This is a messenger RNA of Mizuhopecten yessoensis (Yesso scallop), 2751 nucleotides long. RefSeq lists its product as uncharacterized. The record is from RefSeq and is a predicted model, not a curated record. Gene Ontology annotation, molecular function: zinc ion binding. NCBI's taxonomy places the organism in Eukaryota, Metazoa, Mollusca, Bivalvia, Pectinida, Pectinidae. Bases 36 to 1685 code for a protein of 549 amino acids. The transcript has a single exon.